Molecule: messenger RNA, 489 nt
Organism: Lactuca virosa
Lineage: Eukaryota; Viridiplantae; Streptophyta; Magnoliopsida; Asterales; Asteraceae
Source: the annotation of a GenBank genome assembly
AUGGAGUUUUAUAUGUUGGGGGCCAACGACCUGUCCAUUGAAUGGCAAGAUGACACUCGAUACUGGGAAUGGGGACAUAUACCGGAAUCAAGGUUCCCGGAGGUGUGCACACUUAGAGAAGUUUGGUGGCUUGAGAUCCACGGUAAAGUAGCAGCUGUGAAUCUGUCACAAAACAAUACAUAUGUUGCCUAUCUUGUCUUUCGAACUACUGAGAAUUGCUCUGGACUUGAUGCGCCAGCAAAAUCAAGUGUAAGUUUUGGUGGGGUAAAAAGGGAGACUGAAAAUGUUUAUCUUCAAACACCAGGGCGCGUGCGGCAGGACUAUGUGAUUCCUCUUAGGAGAAACGAUGGGUGGAUGGAGAUUAAGUUGGGAGAAUUCGAGUACAAGGAAGGAGAUGAUGGGGAAGUUGAGAUGGUGUUUAAGGAGGUUACGAUGAACAAGCGGAAGAGUGGUCUAAUCGUGGAGGGAAUCGAGAUUCGGCCUAAAUAA